Dichomitus squalens LYAD-421 SS1 is the source of this 1833-nucleotide messenger RNA. RefSeq names its product riboflavin synthase domain-like protein. The coding region runs from base 1 to 1833 and encodes 610 amino acids. The record is from RefSeq and is a predicted model, not a curated record. Gene Ontology annotation, cellular component: cytosol. Gene Ontology annotation, molecular function: FMN binding; NADPH-hemoprotein reductase activity; flavin adenine dinucleotide binding. Lineage: Eukaryota; Fungi; Basidiomycota; Agaricomycetes; Polyporales; Polyporaceae. The transcript has 6 exons.
AUGUCCUCCACACCACCAUCAUCUUCGUCGAGAUCCUCUACGCCCGGAUGCGACAGCGAGGCACACCACGAACGCACGCUCACCAUCCUCUACGCUACAGAGACCGGGACGGCACAAGAUGUUGCUGACAGACUCGCGCGAGUCUGCCGCUGCCUGCACAUCCACGCGCGCGUUCACAGUAUGGAUGCGUACUCUCCGGCAGAGCUGAUCAACGAGCAUCUCGUCAUCUUUGUUGUAGCUACUACUGGUACUGGGCGCGAGCCUCGCGCGAUGACACCACUGUGGCAAACGCUGCUGCGCGCCGACCUGCCCGAAGACCUCUUCGAGGACCUCCACUUUGCGGUGUUCGGCCUCGGAGACACCGCAUAUGAAAAGUUCUGCUGGCCCGCGAAGUUGCUUAGUCGACGUCUGGAGGCUCUUGGUGGAACCGAGCUGUGCGCUAGAGGUGAAGGCGACGAACAGCACCAUCUCGGAAUCGAAGGCGCGCUUGCACCUUGGAUAGAGCAGCUUUCCGCGGUGCUUUUGGAGGCAUAUCCCCUCCCAGAUGGUCUCGAGCGCGAGCUGUUCGACAGCCUUCCUUCGCCGCGUGUCGCGAUCACAGAGGCGGACACGGACGCCCAGAUCACACGAAAGGAUCCUCUAGUCGCCGAUCGCGAGUACCAUACUGCAACCCUAGUGGUCAACAGUCGAUUAACCGCUGAGGAUUGGUACCAGGAUGUCCGACACUUCGAGUUUGAGCUCGCAGAGGACGUCGAAUAUGAUCCGGGGGAUGUUGCUAUCAUCCACCCGGAAGCUAUGCCUCAAGACGUGGAGGCGUUCUUGUCAUGUAUCGGCUAUGCGAACACUGCAGACGACCCAAUAGAGAUCCGCCAAACACUGCUAGACCAACACCUGCCCGACCACAUACCCACUAUUACGACUCUGCGCGAGGUGUUCACCCGCUACGUCGAUAUCAACGCCAUCCCACGACGAUCGUUUUUUGCCCUCCUGAAGCAUUUUACCCAAGACGACAUGGAGCGCGAGAAACUCGAAGAGUUCCUCAGCGAAGAGGGAGCGGACGACCUCUACGAAUACUGCCAAAAGCCACACCGGCGCAUCCACGAAGUCCUCGACGAGUUCCGCUCCAUCAAGAUCCCCCGCGAGUACAUCUUCGACCUCUUUCCCCCAUUGCGACCCCGUCAAUUCUCCAUCGCGAGCUCGAUCCGCGCCCACCAGCGCCGCAUACACCUCUGCAUCGCGAUCGUCCAGUACCGCACCAUGCUCAAGAUCCCCCGCCGCGGCGUCUGCACGACGUGGCUCGCCAAUCUUAAGCCCGGGGACAAGCUCCAGAUCGGCCUACAGAAGGGAUUCAUUACUCUGCCAAACGACCCUGCUAUUCCCGUUAUAUGCGUUGGGCCUGGCACUGGCGUCGCGCCCAUGCGGGCCGUCAUCCAGGAGCGUCUGCACGCAGGUCUCAACACGGGGGACGACAUACUGUACUUCGGGUGCCGCUCAGAGGCCAAAGACCACUACUACGGGGCGGAGUGGCGGGCGCUGGCGGCCGAGGGUAAGCUGACGUAUCGCGUUGCGUUCUCGCGGGAUGGUCCGGAGGGCAAGCCAAGGACGUACGUGCAGGACCUCAUCCGCGAGGACGCGAAGCGCAUAUGGGUGCUCGUGGGGGAGCGCGGUGCGUGGGUGUACAUCUCGGGGUCGUCGAACAAGAUGCCCGCGGCUGUGCGUGCUGCAAUAGCCCAUACAGUUCAGAGCGAGGGAGGGCGGACUGAGGAAAAGGCGAAGGAAUAUGUUGCGAGGAUGGAGAGGGAGGGGAGGCUUAUUGAGGAGUGUUGGAGCUGA